Molecule: messenger RNA, 499 nt
Organism: Closterium sp. NIES-67
Lineage: Eukaryota; Viridiplantae; Streptophyta; Zygnematophyceae; Desmidiales; Closteriaceae
Source: the annotation of a GenBank genome assembly
UCUCCUUUUGAAUGACGGACGAGGCGAUGGAGUCAGGCACAGGCGAGCGCAGCAGGGACUCCUUCUCGCGAUUCAACGCAUCCACCUGCUUUGAAGAAUGGAAGAGAGAGAGAGAGAGAGAGAGAGAGAGAGAGAGAGAGAGAGAGAGAGAGAGAGAGAAGAGAGAGAGAGGAGAGAGAGAGAGAAGAGAGAGAGAGAGAGAAGAGAGAAGAAGAGAGAGAGAGAGAGAGAGAGAGAGAGAGAGAGAGAGAGAGAGAGAGAGAGAGAGAAGAGGAGAGAGAGAGAGAGAGAGAGAGAGAGAGAGAGAGAGAGAGAGGAGAGAGAGAGAGAGAGAGAGAGAGAGAAGAGAGAGAGAGAGGAGAGAGAGAGAGAGAGAGAGAGAGAAGAGAGAGAGAGAGAGAGAGAGAGAGAGAGAGAGAGAGAGAGAGAGAGAGGAAAUUUUGAGUCGACUAAAAAAUGGACUCAUUACACACAGGUGAGCACAGGAGGGACUCCUUCU